This is a messenger RNA of Alligator mississippiensis (American alligator), 1870 nucleotides long. It is a transcript of the gene HHLA2, whose product is annotated as HHLA2 member of B7 family. Gene Ontology annotation, cellular component: external side of plasma membrane. The transcript is spliced from 9 exons. NCBI's taxonomy places the organism in Eukaryota, Metazoa, Chordata, Crocodylia, Alligatoridae. The record is from RefSeq and is a predicted model, not a curated record. Bases 124 to 1275 code for a protein of 383 amino acids. Gene Ontology annotation, biological process: immune response; cellular response to lipopolysaccharide; T cell costimulation.
GAUGGGACGGUGCGAGUUGCUACCUCCAGCCCGGGCAGCUCCUUGAGUUGGCAACCCGCUGCUCCAGCGCAAGGCUCGGCCGGACCGCAGCUGGAAGCAAAACUGCUAUGAAGAUAAGAGGACAUGAAGGUGCACUUCCAUCUCAUUUUCCUGUUGCAUGCAUGUACUAUAGUUUUAGGACUUGAAAUAGUAACUGGACAGGUUUCCAAAGACUGCAUUCUGCCGUGCUCCUUUCCACGUGGUGAAGAAGUAGUAAUUCACUGGAAGAAAGAACUCCAAAAUGUGCACAGCUACUACAGUGGGCAGGACCAACUAGCAAGCCAAGACUCUCAAUACCGGGGUAGAACAGCUCUCUUUCAUGAGGGGAUUCCCAAUGGAAAUGCCUCCUUAAAACUGAGUAAACUGCACCAGACCGAUGAGGGCUCCUAUUCUUGCUAUGUGGGGACAAAACAAACGAGAACAGAAGUGGAAGUCAAACUGUCCAUACAAGCUCCCCCUCAUUACGCAAUGGAAUAUGAAAAACAAGACUCUGAGAGACAACUGAAAUGUUCUGCCUUUCUUGGCUAUCCUAAGCCUAAUAUUAUAUGGCAAGAUUGCUGUAUAUCAAGGGAAGACACAAGAACCGAAAGAACCCAGGAUGGACUUUAUUCAGUUAGAAGUGAGAAGAAUAUUACAGACAAAGCUUAUUCUUAUGUGUGUCACAUUCAGUUUGGGGAUCAGAUCUGGACUGCUGACUGGAAGAGGGCAGAUCUACUUUGUAGAAGUGAAGGAGGUACCGCCAUAAUCCCAUGUGAAGUUUCUGCUGAAAGUUCCUCAUACACUAUUACUUUGAAAGCAAUAAAAAGUACAUCUACUUCUGUUCUGGCAUCCUUCAAUAGCACAUCAAGAAGCCCUGUACUUCUGCCAGAAAGAUUCUAUUUGGACACAGACAAACCACAUAAAUAUAAGUUAAAGAUAAGUGGCCUGACUCUAGAUGACCAGGGAGAAUAUCUGUGUAAUGUUUCAACACCUCAGUACACAAAACUGACUAUAACGACUUUACAAGUUGAAGAAAGAACAAGUACAAAUUCUGCUGUAUCUGGCACUGGCAUUGGCAUUGGCAUUGUCAUCGGCAUUGUCAUCACUGUUAUUGGCGGCAUUUCAUAUUAUUUAUACAAGAAAGGACACCCUAAACAAAACCGGAGUGCGGUAAAAACUGCGUCACCUUCAGAGGAACCAGUAGCUCUCCUCCCCCGGGAUAAAGGAUGGACUCCGGAGGGACUCCGCCAGGCCUAGGGAGAGUACUUAACCUUUUUCCCCAGGACCAAGAAAAUAAUCAGCAAAAUAAUUUUCUCAAGUCUCUCUCCAACUGUAUGCUUAAAAAAAACCCCAGAAAAUUCUUUGCCCUUUGAUUAUUCCAUAUAUAAUCCAUAUAGUUGUAUUAGAAAGCAAAUGUACAAGUAACUUUCUGAACAGAAUUAUUAACAAAGGGACAGAAGCUUGUAAAAGCAGGUGGAUGAAAAAGUGUGUCAUGCUUUUCACAAAGAUUGAUUGCAGAACAUGUUAAAGUUUUAUUAAAUAUGACAAAAUCUAUGUUGUAUCAAAAUGGUGAGAAAAAUCUUACGCUCUUUGUGGUUCAUAUAUUUGUAUAUGGCUGUUUUAAUCAAACUUGGAGAGAAGGUGGGUCAAACUGAUAUCUAACUUAAUCUCUCUGGAAAGUAGUAAAAGUCACUGUAAACAUUUUACCUCAUAGUGAAUAAUACUCUUGAUAAUUUGCCAGUACAUACAUACAUACACACACACACACACACACACACACACACACACAGUCGGGCCCUCUCAGAGGCCAAGAGAGGCCCGGGCCACUUCCAUUUUUUGAGGCUCAAAAUAC